This is a messenger RNA of Marasmius oreades (fairy-ring Marasmius), 402 nucleotides long. RefSeq lists its product as uncharacterized. The record is from RefSeq and is a predicted model, not a curated record. Bases 1 to 402 code for a protein of 133 amino acids. Lineage: Eukaryota; Fungi; Basidiomycota; Agaricomycetes; Agaricales; Marasmiaceae. The transcript has a single exon.
AUGCGUACAUAUAAACUCAGUUCACACAUAGGUCAUGAGAAACCACUCCAUUCUUCUCCACUUUCAUCUGCAACGACGUCAAUAGGAACAUCUGAACUACCAAAGCUUCAUCCAGAACAAGAACACCAACAACUCGAAGAACGAGGAAUGAAAGUGAAUCUUGGGAUGGAAAGGAAGAGUGUGCGGUUUUGGUUGAGCAUGAUUGGGGUUUCUGCUGUGAUGGCUGUAGCUGCGUUGGGGUCUAGUAUCAGUUCGAACGGUCAUCAUAUGGCGUUGCCGCCCGGUGCUGACUCGGCUUUGGGAUUCAACGUCGACGUCUUGGCAAGAGCAGAAUCCUUUACGAAUCAGGUUCGGUUCGACAACUAUAGUCUUCUUGUGAAAGACCAGAGGUUCUUCUUAUAG